AUGGAAGAAAAGGAAAGAGGUUGCAAGCGUAGCCAUGACGUCACGACAAACAUUCUUCCAAACAUAAGAACCUCAUUAUCUUCUCGCGACUCACGCUCAUACACAAAUCCCAAUUCCGUCCUUAAAAUGACCCUCCCCAUCACCGGCAAGUCAGGCAAAGACACACGCGCUUCCGCCCUCGAAGCCGAGUACGAAAAGCGCCCAGAUCCUAUCGCCCUCACGCAAAACCCCGAUCCUUCCAAGAACAGCUCGUCUGGCGUCGACUACGAACCAAAUCCUGAGCAGUCGAUCAUAUUGGACCCUGAACGAGAGAAGAUUGUGCAAGCGAUAUGUAGCCUCUACUCGGGCAGCGCGAGUAAAGAGGAUAUGCUGGUCUAUGCGGAAGAAGCAAUUUAUGAUGAUCCGUGGAGUUAUUGCGAUACUCGGUAUAAGAUUGCUGGACAGUGGUAUGGAAUUCCGAAAAUCAUGAAGUCAUCACGGACCAUCAAAACACAAGUCGUGUCUUCAAAACCGGAUGAGAUUAUCUUCAAACUGCAGCAGGAGUACACACCGAAGCCUAUGCCGGUGGCCAAGAAGGUGAACAGUUUGGUGACUUUGACGUUGGAUGGAGAGGGAAAGAUUAGAUAUCAUAAGGAUAUGUGGAACGAGAAGGAUUAUAGUCAUGAGGGGUUAGGCAAGAUUAUGAAGGAGUUAAAUGGAGACCAUUUGACGAAGAUCACCCAGCCGCCAGAGGACUUGUAA
This is a messenger RNA of Parastagonospora nodorum SN15, 741 nucleotides long. RefSeq lists its product as hypothetical. The transcript has 3 exons. NCBI's taxonomy places the organism in Eukaryota, Fungi, Ascomycota, Dothideomycetes, Pleosporales, Phaeosphaeriaceae. The record is from RefSeq and is a predicted model, not a curated record. Bases 1 to 741 code for a protein of 246 amino acids.